AUGUCGAGGAUCUUCAAGCGAGGAGGAGAGAAAUUUGGCAAAGCAAAGCAAAUAUUGAAGGAACGUGGAGAGUCAUUCCGCCGACGAUUCGAACGUGGUUUUGAAGGCAUCGAGGAAGUGCGAGUAGGCACGGGACGGGGAGCCGAUGAUCCUAUUCCGCCGCUGAGGUUUCAAAAUUCCACAGGGGUUUUGAUAGACAAACGUCAAAAUGCACCCAGGGAUUGGGACCCCAACGACAAUGAUAUAGAUGAGAAUGAUUUAGACGCAAUGAUUCAACGUUGCAACGAGCGUAUCAAUGACAAUAUUUUGCCCCAAGUAUGGCGAGACAAGCUAAAGGAGUGCCUGGAGAUGAAGGUUGAGAUGGAAGCACUAGUCAAAAGUGAGCGCAGAGGACUUAGCAUGCAUGUCAUCGAGCGUUUGAAGCGACUGGAGGCGGUCAAAAAGGCACUCCUCGAAAAUGGCGACAAAUACAAGUCAAUUCCUAACAUUGAUAAAAUUAUGGACUCAUAUCGCUCAGGAACCUACAAAUGGGAGCAUGGGACUGCGACAUACUGGUCAAAGGGUUCUUUGAUUGCGGGCCCAAAAAGGUUUGACGAUAAUGAACUCUUGCGACUAAGUACGCAAAAUGAUAGCGACAAUGGAUUUUGGCUUGAACUGGUCACUCUUCAGUUUCGAACUCCCGGGUCGACUGUCGCGAUCGGAGUUAAUCUGAAUCAUAUUGAUGACACCGGCUCCGGCAAUAUAACAUGCUUCGAGAGCGAUGUGGACAAGAUAGUUGCAAUCAGUGGGGUGAAGGCUCCAUUUUGUUUUACCGGCGUCGCGAGGACAGUAGGUGGAGAUGUUGUGAGCAUAACCAUUGUCUUGGAGGUUGCACUUGUUGGCCCCGAUGGGAAUGCAGUAACACAGUGGUCUCGCUGGCCCGUUGUGGUUCAUGGGGGGACCGCGAGCGGGCAGAGCGAGACUUGUCGGGCCAUACUUACGACAAAUGGUAUACACCGGAACAGCACCUGA
Messenger RNA from Penicillium cosmopolitanum, 1011 nucleotides. RefSeq lists its product as uncharacterized. Bases 1 to 1011 code for a protein of 336 amino acids. Lineage: Eukaryota; Fungi; Ascomycota; Eurotiomycetes; Eurotiales; Aspergillaceae. The record is from RefSeq and is a predicted model, not a curated record. The transcript has 3 exons.